Molecule: messenger RNA, 465 nt
Organism: Coprinopsis cinerea okayama7#130
Lineage: Eukaryota; Fungi; Basidiomycota; Agaricomycetes; Agaricales; Psathyrellaceae
Exons: 3
Coding region: 1-465 (154 amino acids)
Source: RefSeq, a predicted model, not a curated record
AUGAUCAUCCCUUCUACGCUCCACCAACGAGAUAAUGUGCCCAGCAGAGGUAGGGUCUACAGAUGCCCUGGACGCGGGAAAAGGUGUAGGCUCGUUCCUGAACCGGGGAGAGAGCAUAUCGAGGGAGGGAUCGCUGACCAUACCAGGCGUGCGCUAAGCCCCACCUCUGACCUCGAAAUCCUCGAACGGUUUAUUUCCAACCUCGAGGAACGCAGUCUGGAGCUCGAAGAAAGGAUUACAGAGCGCGAUAGUCUGGAGCUGGAGGGACGGGCGGGCAGGUGCUCAGUGUGCGGUGACUGGAUGCCUGAAACCCGUGGAACAUUGCAUGUCUGCCCUGGGAGUCCCGGUGACUCAAAAGAGGAGCCGCGGGUGAAACGAUGCUCAGUGUGCAAUAAGUGGCUCCGUACAGGCGGUGGUGUGCACAAGUGCCCGGGGGGCGGAGGACGAGGGAAGAAGGGGAAUUGA